GGCUGUUGCUCCCACCCCAGCUGAAGUUACAACUUUGCCUUGGUAGCAAUUCUGUUCUGUCUUAUGUUUAAAGAAGAAAAAAGAAGAAAUAGCACAUGUAUUUGAGAAGCAAUGGCCCUAUCAUGUUUACCUCCUUACCCGUUCUUGUCCACGGAGGGCUGUGUUUUUGGGUUUUUUGAGGCCGGUCUUGGGAUCUCAUCAGGUGGUUGGUGUCAACUAGAUCCCCUCCCUCAGCCUCUUGAGUUCUGUGCUGCUAAGAAUCCAACCAACAGCCUCACCGAAUAGAGGAGGUAGAGGUUUUCGCUGCGGGUGCAACUGCCAGAUCUCCCACUAAGGCAGCCAACUGUGAGAGAGAUUUUGGCAAUGUGUUCGUUUAAAAAAGACUAGUUAGCAGGGCAGCUCACCCCAGGUUCUGGUCCCAAGCUUCAGCAGGGAAAAGGCAUCAGGGAUAGAGGUGCCUGUUGGUUUCACAGCUCUAAUCUAUCUGCUGGUUGGACAGUAAAAUCUUGUGGAAGCUAAAUCCAACUGGGGACUAAGCUUUCUAUUUAGACUAGAAAGCUUUGGGAUGAUUCCUUGCCAGCCAGAAGAGGUUCUUCAGUGCCAUCAGAAGUGGCAGCCUGGAUGGACAGGAAGGGAGGUUUCUCUUCUCAAUUCCAAAGAAACAUGAUUUUAUGGAGUGACGGCCCAGGACGUCAGGCCUUCGUUGUGGGGCAAAGAGGACAGGGAGCCAUUUGAUGUAGUCAAUCUGUUAUCUGGCCACUUCUGUCAACCUUGAGUUUCCUAGUGGAGAGGUGGGGAUGUCUCCUACAGCAGCAGCCUUGCCUUAAUUUACACCCUGUCUCCCACCUACAUGUGUGUUUGACCUGUAGUGUAGAUGAGAAGACCCUGUGAGGUGGAGUGAUGGACUGGGAGUCCUUCAGGAUUAAAGGGACCGAGUGACUGGUGGUGUGUGGUGGGAUGCAUCUCUGGCCCAGUUGGGUAACCUGUUGUUUACUUUGUGCAGCUGGGCAGCAGCUUUGGCCGCUGACUUUUGACCUGCUGGAAUUUAUCCUGAUCUGUCUUCGCAUUGCCACCAGGGGGCUCUAUUCGUUGGCCCCUAGUUCAGGCCCUCCCUAGGUGUCUGGGAAACAUUUCUGCCCAGCCCAAGCUGUUUUGUUCUUAGUUGACUUUUGAGGGGGUCUUGCCCAAAGAAGGCUUGAGUGAGAGGGCCCUUUGUUUCGCGUCCUCACUGGCUCACCUCAGUACCUCAUACUACCUCACCACCCAGGCGUGCUCUGGGAGCCCCUGCCUGGGCCCUGACACUGCCCCUUGUGGGACUCAGCAGCACCCCAGGCUGUUUCACAAGCAAGUGGUUUUAAUGAACUCACAAAGCCUUUUUUGACAUUAAUAUUUAUUUAUUUUAAUUUUUGUAUGCAUAUUACCCAGCAUCUCUUUUGGAUAAGAGACUUCAGGAAAAUGAGUUUCUCUCCAGCAAGGAGCCAUGUUCCAGGGGACAGUUCUGGCCAGAGUUUUGGGAAAUAGGCCAGAACUGGGAGAGAACGUGUCACGCCUUUAAAUAAACAAAUUCUCUUUUUUCUCUCCAGAUAGGCUCUUCCAGAAUAAACCCAGAGAACCUCUCAGGCAAUGGAUAUACGCUCUAGGAAGUCGGGGCUUGUGGAAUUCCUAGGCUUUUCAUCCUCCUUCCAUGCUGUGACGGGGGAGAUUGGGGCCUGGGCUGAGGGGAUCCAGUCACAUGAAGGACCUUUUUGCACAUUUUUUCAUUGCUCCUAAACGCGGAAAGCUGCAUUAAGAUAUAUAGGCAAACCGAAGCUCUGUCUUUGGUGGACCUGCUGCCUCUCUCCCCAGCCCUAAGCUCAUAAAGCCUCUGAGUUGGAGUGCAUGGCUCUCUGGUGGGGUGGCCGGUACAUGAAGGGACUUGUACGAGUGGCACCUUCAUCUAAACCCAGCUUGUUGAAUCUUCCUCAGACCUAUUUGUCAGGAAAGCAGCGCUGAGACUUUUCAUCCCUGACUGGCUUCUCUCUUUCCCACACUGACCAUUAGAAAUUUAAGAAGGAAAAUAUGUAAAAGAUGACCGUCAAGUGUCUGCUAAGCUUUUCAAGCCUGAGUGAUCCCUCCCAGGCUGUUGGUAAGGACUAAUUUUUUUUAAGUAUUUUUUAAAAGAUUUUAUUUAUUCAUUUUUAGACAGAGGGGAAGAGGAGAAAGAGAGGGAGAGAAACAUCACUGUUACCUCUUGAGUGUCCUGUAUUGGGGACCUGGCCCGCAACCCAGGCAUGUGCCCUGACUGGGAAUCAAACUGGCGACCCUUUGGUUCGCAGCCUGCACUCAGUCCCCUGAGCUGCAUCAGUCAGGUCAGGACUGAUUUUUUAAAUGACCAGAUUUGAGAGAGGUAGUACUGGAACCUAGCCAGGGUUAAGGUGCUGGAGAAACCCUUUUCCUUAACAGAGGGCAUGCUGGGUAGUCUGUAUAUUUAACCUGAAACUGUGAAGUAUUCCCUUUUUGCCAGUAAACCAAAAAGCAAAUCCUUGAAACUUUGCCCUGAAACACUAAACAAAAAAACUGCACCCCCGAUCCUCCUGAGGCCAAGAGGCUGAUCGGGUGGUCCGGCCGGUCACAGUCAGAUGUGGAAGCAGGGUCAGCGGCCUGUGAGGCUCCUUGACCAGACCCUGCUCCUCCGUGUGUCCCGUGUUCACACCCAAACUUCUCUCUCUUUGGGAUCAUGUUUGCUGCCUCUGCCUCUGGGUCACCCCGUACUGAACUGUUUUACUUGAAACACUGCAUUGUGACAAAGGGCACUCCAGGAUACCUAGUGGAAGGUGUUGAUUUUAUUUUGAGUUUUUUAUUUUGUCAACGUCUGUUCAUUUGGUGUUGCUGCACCCUCUGCCCUGGAACCCAGUUUAGCGCUGUCUCCUGCUGUACUGUUCCAAGAUCCAGUUUGACCCUUGAAUGUCUUUUCUUCUUUUUCCUCCGUUCUCUUGUUCUAUACUCCGGCUGGCUACAUAAUUGGCAGAGCCCUUUGUUUAAAAAUUACUAAGCAUUUCAAGAUGGCAAUUAUAGAACAUUAAACCAAGCAUGAGGGUGUUCUCAACCUGUUUCCUAAGGGAAGAGGGUGGCACUCUCGUGGCAACACCAGGACACAGAGCAGAGGCUGCUCGUGCCCAGAGGGGGUCCUGUCCCGGCUCCUCUGUGUCCCCCAGUGGCUGUCACAGCAUCUGCUGGGAAGCCCAGCUGUAUCCUCAUGUUUGGUUCUGAAUUUUCAGACUCCAUGGAGUCUAUAGUUCAAGGUCAGUUGGGAAGAAAGGAGGUGGGGAUGGGGCUCUGGCCCAGGUGACCCCUAAGAACCAGAAAAUGGGUAACAGUUCAUCUUUGCCUCUGCUGACCUGUCAUCACCCCGUUGUCUCUGGGACAAGCCUUUGGGCUUAAAUACCUCCUCCCCAGUCGGGUUUUGCUACUGAUGGUUUUUCUUCCCCUUCUGGCCUCCUGCUGUGCCCUGUUUUCGCAGGCUGCACAGCUGUGGAAGUGAAUUUCAGUCCCUUUGUAGGUGGACACUGAUGUUACUGGCAUGAGAGUGGGCUGUGUGGAGCGGUCUGAGCCCGUCUGGGAGUCGCUGCACGCCCUCUCUCCUAAACUGUGCACUGGCCGAGUCGGGAAGUGGGGCACCCAGCGCUCAUGUUGGUGUGGUUGCUCGUCGUAAACUUGACAUCAGGAUGGAAAUGAAGCUGUUUGGAUUUCAGUGUUUCUUUGACACCCCUUCCCUCUCCAGUCCACCCGCCCCUCCGACUCCACUAGCUAAAGUCUCUCACGGAAUGGAGAAGAGCCGUCGCUGUCUGACUCCUUCCAUUAAAUUCAUAAGUACUGACCUCCUAAUAUUUAAGUGUUUACUAUCUAUUGCUGUAAAGUUUUGUAUAUUUUGUAAACUUUUUUUCCCAAAUAGUAGAUGUCUAAAAUCGUUGUACAUCUGAUUCUUUUAUAUUCCAUUGUUCGGCACAAAGUGUGGUUUUUAUUUAGAAUAAAAAAAGGAAAUUGGAAAUGGGAGUUCUUUUCCUUUCACUGUAGUCUUGCGAGUCCCUGAGUUCAGAGCGUCUGGGCCGUGGCCCGUGCAGUAGCGGCGCUCAGCUCUGUGGGGACCUUUAGGUAGCAAGCACACUUUCCUGUAGCUGGAGUUCCCCAGGGUUAACUCAAUGUCCUGUUUUUAGUGGGAAAUUAAGUAAAUGAUUCUACCUUUUUGGGGAGGACAUGUCUGAGGGGGUCUUCUGUUAGUAGAGAGAGCAAAGUGGAACUCUACUAAUGUCUAGUUGGCUUUGGGAUUUGGCCACAGAUUGUCUUGCCAGUGUUAUGAAACUCACUGCAAUGUGGCACAUUGGGGCAGGGAGGGGCGGGUCAAACAGAGGCAGAGGUUUGGCAUCUUUUCUGGAGGCUGAGAACAAAUGUGCCUCCACAGAGAAGGAGACAAGCCUCCUGAAGUCAAGGUCCUCCUGACUGCACACGGGCUACCUUCGUGUUUCACUUUUGCCUGCCUGCCUAUCCCCUGCAAAGCCAUGUGGCUGUACCUGGCGGCUCUCGUGGGCUUGUACUACCUUCUUCGCUGGUACCGGGAAAGACAGGUGGUGAGCCACCUCCAAGACAAGUAUGUCUUCAUCACGGGCUGUGACUCAGGCUUCGGGAACCUACUGGCCAGGCAGCUGGACCUGCGAGGCUUGAAGGUACUGGCCGCAUGUCUGACAAAGAAGGGGGCUGAGCAGCUGAGGAGCCAGGCGUCAGACAGGCUGGCGACAGUGAUCCUGGACAUCACCAAGACAGAGAGCAUUGCUGCAGCCACCCAGUGGGUAAAGGAGCAUGUAGGGGACAGAGGACUCUGGGGCCUGGUGAAUAAUGCUGGCAUCUCCACGCCCACGGCACCCAACGAGUGGCUGACCAAACAGGACUUCAUAAAAAUUCUCGAUGUGAACCUGUUGGGGAUGAUCGAGGUGACCCUGAGCCUGCUUCCCCUGGUGAGGAAGGCAAGAGGCCGUGUGGUCAACGUCUCCAGCAUCAUGGGUCGUGUGUCCAUGUAUGGUGGGGGCUACUGCAUCUCCAAGUAUGGUGUUGAGGCCUUCUCGGACUCCCUCAGGAGGGAACUCUCCCACUUUGCAGUGAAAGUGGCAAUCAUCGAGCCCGGUUACUUCAAGACUGCUUUGUCAAAUCCUGAGAUGAUUUCUAGGGGCUUCCAGGAGGCAUGGGAUCGGGCCAGCCCAGAGGUGAAGGAGAUCUAUGGAGAGAAGUUCCUGGGGGCCUGUGUGAAAUCAAUGGAAUUGUUGGAAAAAAUGUGCACGAAGGACCUGUCCUUGGUGACGGACUGCAUGGAACAUGCCCUGAUCGCCUGCCAUCCCCGCACCCGAUACUCAUGUGGCUGGGACUGCAAGCUCGUCUACCUUCCCAUGAGCUACAUGCCCACUUUCCUGGCGGAUGCCAUCGUCUACUGGAACAGACCAAGGCCCAUUAAGGCUCUGUGAUUCAUAACUGUGGUGCAUAGCACUGAGGAGCAGAAAAAUGAUCAUCCCUGCCAUCCAGUGACUAAACGUGUUUGCAAGCCCUGACACCCUGCAGCCACAGAAUUCCUAUUUCUUUUCCUGCACGCUUUUCUGUAUCCCAUGUAUGAUGCUGUUGUUCACUCAAUAAAAUAAACUUAAUCAUAAUGUAAGUUGGAACCACAUACCUGUUCUCACUAUAGGGUCACAGCACAAUGUUGCUCUCUUACCCGCACUGUGCCCAGGACUCUGGGGCCUGGUGAAUAACACUGGUAUCUCCAUGCCCACACACCCUAUGAUAGGCUCAUAAAACAGGACUUCAUUAAGAUACUCAGUGUGAACCUGUUGGGAGUGACCCCGAGUCUGCUGCCCCUGGUGAGGAAGGCAAGAGGCCAUGUGGUCAACGUCUCCAGCAUCUUGGGUCAUGUGUCCUUGUAUGGCGGGGGCUAUUGCAUCUCCAAGUACAGUGCUGAGGCCUUCUCGGACUCCCUCAGGUACUGGGCUGGGACAGAGGCCCCCCCAACUCGGUCCUCCUGCUUCUGUGCUUCUGGUGGGGACUUUUCCAGUAAGUUCACUUCACACAGCAUCAGAGGUUCUUCCUUUCAGAUUCCUCUCUUGCUUUGUGCCAGGCAUUCAUUAGGAAGCACCUUUUUAGCUUUUGGGAGUCAAAAUGGGUCUCAGGUCUAUAAAAUUUGAUUUAAUCCCUUCAUGCCCUGGAGGAAGGCCCACAGUAGUAAAGUGGCUGAGGCAGAAUUGGAAUCCAGAUAACUUGGCUAUUGAGCCCAGCUCCUUAACCCUAUGUCAUUUAGUUUCUGGAAGCCCCCGAGCUCAGGGCAGGGUAUUUGACUCAAUUCUACAUGUAUUUCUGGGUACUUCUGUGAGUACACAAUUAAUGUCUGAGGAUAACAAGGUUUGUUACUUGAAACACAAACUCUUUACUGCUGUGAAAGGAACAAGAGAUAUAGAAAUGGUAUGGCCAUUUCUUGUGCUGUAGUGGCUGGCCAUGUUAGCCAUGGUGGCUGAGGUAGCCAGUGGAAUGAGGGGAGGAUUUGGAGAGAGGUCUGAGCUGAGGACUGAAGAACUGAACUUGUGCUUCUGACCAAGAUGGGGCUGUAGAUAGACACACUGUGCCUCCUCACAGAACCAAAAGAAGGACAACAACAAAUUUAAAAAUAAAAAAUAACCAGAACUGCCAGAAAAUCAAACUGUAUGGAAGUUCGACAACCAAGGAGUUGAAGAAACAUUCAUCCAGACUGGUGCACCAAGACAAAAAAAUAUGGCCCAAAUAAGAGAUCAGAUCAAAGCUCCAAGAAUAGAACUAAUCAAUAAAGAGAUAGCCAUUUUAUCAGAUGGAGGGUUCAGAACACUGGUAAUCAGGAUGCUCACAGACAUGAUUGAAUACUGUCACAAAAUACAGAAAGAAAUAAAGUCUAUGAAAAGUGAAAUAAAGGAAAAUGUACAGGUAACCAACAGUGAUGGGAAGGAAACCAGGAUUCAAAUAAAUGAUUCAGAGCAGAAGGAAGAUAUAAACAUUCAACUGGAAUGGAAUGAAGAAACGAGUUAAAAAAAUGAGAAGAGGCUUAGGAACCUCUGGGACAACUUUAAACAUUACAACAUCCAAAUCAUAGCAGGGCCAGAGGAAGCAGAUGACCAAGAAAUUGAAAACUUAUUUGAAAAACUAAUGUAGAACUUCCCUAAUCUGACAAAGGAUAUAAACUUCCAGGAAGUCCAAGAAGCUCAGAGAGUCCCAAACAAAUUGGACCCAAGGAAGCACAGACCAAGGCACAUUAUAAUUACAUUAGUCGAGAUGAAAGAUAAGGAAUCCUAAAAGCAGCAAGAGAAAACGAGACACUUACCUACAAAGAAGUUCCCAUUUGAUUGUCAGCUGACCUCAUUGGAAAUCUUGCAGGCAAGAAGGAGCUGGAAAGAAGUAUUCAAAGUCAUGAGCCCUGGCUGUUGUGGCUCAGUGGAUUGAGCACCAGCCUUUGAACCAAAGGGUUGCCUGUUUGAUUCCCAGUCAAGGCACAUGCCUGGGUUGUGAACCAGGUCAGGUCCCCAGUAGGGGGCACAUGAGAAGCAACCACACAUUGAUGUUUCUCUCUUUCUCUUCCUCCCUUCCUACCCCUCUGCCUAAAAUAAGGGCAGUUAAAUUGCUUCCCAGAUAAGAUUAAGUUCAAGGAGUUCAUCAUCACCAAGCCCUUAUUAAAAGAAAGGUUAAAAUGACUUAUCUAAGAAAAAGAAGAAGAUAAAAAAUACAAACUGUAAAACAACAAACUCACAACUAUCAACUGAACCUAAAACAAACCAAGCAAACAACUAGAACAGGAACAGAGUCACAGAAAUAUAGAUCACAUGGAUGGUUAUCAGUGGGGACAGGGGAGGGGGGGAAAAGGUACAGGGAAUAAGAAGCAUAAACUGGUAGGUACAAAAUAGACAGGGGGAGGUUUGAAUAGUAUGGGAAAUGG
Messenger RNA from Artibeus jamaicensis (Jamaican fruit-eating bat), 7969 nucleotides. It is a transcript of the gene RDH16, whose product is annotated as retinol dehydrogenase 16. The record is from RefSeq and is a predicted model, not a curated record. The transcript is spliced from 6 exons. Bases 4425 to 5489 code for a protein of 354 amino acids. Gene Ontology annotation, molecular function: oxidoreductase activity. NCBI's taxonomy places the organism in Eukaryota, Metazoa, Chordata, Mammalia, Chiroptera, Phyllostomidae.